AUGUCACGAUCCGUUGGCGUUCACGUUUUUCCAACCCAAAUAUCAGAACGAAUACGUUCAAGUCCGAAACUGAUACAUUAUGAAAUUCCAACAGAGGAACAACAACUGCCAAAUCGUUCUUCAGUACCCCGUACCGUUAACAGACAAAGCUCUGAGGACAACAGUCAGCCAGCGGCGGAGGUGAAAGAAAAAAGUCGGUCUAAACCAAAACAGAAACAUGGAAAUCAAGAUGCUUUAGAAGAUGUAAAAGCACAGAGUUCGUCAAACGCAGUUUAUGUAUCGUCAGCCGCCAACAAUUCUCGGAACCAAAGCCGUGCGCAAAGGGAAGAUCAAACUUUGAAGAAUCGUACAGCUCAAAGAGAAAAAUCUGAUGACACCUCUCAACCUGUAACUUCCACACAGCAAACCAGCUCUAAAGCUGAUAAAUCUCCGACAUUAGAUGCAGAAAACAAUAAUGAAGGAAUCAGAUUGCUGGAAGAACUUGACGAUGCGUUGGAGCAGGAUGAUAAUCUAACUUUUGAACAGAUGCGACAGAAGGUCCAGGAAAUGAAUCUACCUUUUCGACAGUAUGCAUAUGAUAGAGAUGAAUAUCCAGAAUUAGAAGUUGAAGAAACCUCUAUACGUUCAUCAGAGCAAACGUCUGCACCAACAACUGAAGAAUUAUAUCGUGGUAAUUUUUUGCUUUACACAGUAAUAAAUGCUUUGAAAUUUUACCAGGAAAUGCUUCAAUUGAUGAAGCAAAAAUAUAGCAUCUAA
Enterobius vermicularis (human pinworm) is the source of this 756-nucleotide messenger RNA. Lineage: Eukaryota; Metazoa; Nematoda; Chromadorea; Rhabditida; Oxyuridae. The record is from the annotation of a GenBank genome assembly.